UUGAAUAGGCAUAGCUUGGUAAGAGCAGGCUUAUCUCUAAACCUCUCAUUCCCUUUUGGAAUACCAUCUGAAGAAAAGGAAAAUAAUGAUAAGGGGAGAAAAUACCAUCAAUGGCCCCACUCGUGCUGUCAGGGAAGAACAAGUAUAUAAUGCCUCCCAACCCAUGCACCAAAAUCACCAGCUAUAUUGAUAAUCUCGCACAACUACUGUGUUAACCUCGCUGCUCUUCAGCUAAUUGCUCUUCAAGGCUCAAGCCUUCCGUUCACAUAAGCAUGCAUGCUCAUUCAGUCUUAGGCUUCGAGGACCGAUGAACACUGAACAAAGGGAUGGGAGAUAAAAUGAGCUGGACAGCUGGAGGAGAUUGGAUGUGCAGCGCAUGCCAGCACCAGAAUUUCAAGAAAAGGGAAAUGUGCCAACGUUGCGGGUACCCUAAGUACGGCGGCCCUGAUCCGGCAACCUACAUAUGCAAUGCAACAAAGGUUUUGGCUGGGGACUGGUAUUGUUCCGCCAUGAACUGUCAAGCUCACAACUAUGCUAGCCGGUCAAGCUGCUAUAAUUGUGGUGCAUUAAGAAAUGAUCAUGCUGCAGGUGGGUAUGGAAGCAACGCUUAUGGAUCUGAUGGAAGUGAUCCUCCUGGAUGGAAAACUGGUGAUUGGAUUUGCACCAGAUUGGGAUGUGGAGUCCAUAAUUAUGCUAGCAGGAUGGAAUGCUUUAAAUGCAGAACACCGAGGGAAUACAGUGGUGGAUAUUGACAGAAAGUUGUAAUUACAAAGACAACGUGGAUCUUGACUUCCUAUGACCCUGGCUUCUCCUCAAACACUUUCUCUUGGUUCCAGUUUUGAGUUAACAAUAAGCUUUAGGCUGACAUUGAUCCAAGGACCUUUCCCAGAAGCACAGGCAUGUAUUGGAGCUGAGAAAUAGUCUCUGGCUUCCUUAAUUGUGUUCUUGAAAUCUAUGAAGCUUAAGAAUUUUUCCCUCCCUUUAAUCGGGCAUCUGCAACCAAAA
This is a messenger RNA of Populus euphratica (Euphrates poplar), 1005 nucleotides long. RefSeq names its product Ran BP2/NZF zinc finger-like superfamily protein. Gene Ontology annotation, molecular function: mRNA binding. The coding region runs from base 327 to 752 and encodes 141 amino acids. Gene Ontology annotation, cellular component: cytoplasm. NCBI's taxonomy places the organism in Eukaryota, Viridiplantae, Streptophyta, Magnoliopsida, Malpighiales, Salicaceae. The transcript is spliced from 5 exons. The record is from RefSeq and is a predicted model, not a curated record.